CGUGGGUGUAUGCAGGGGGGUGGUGGUCUUAACAAGCAGAUUCUGUUGAAACACAUGAGACGUGAGCCAUGUUUUCAUCAGUGGGGGGUGGACAUGCUGUGUGUUUGUACAAGCUGAUGUGUGUGUAAGUGUCAAGCGCUUUGACUGUUUCUCGUCUUGUUUGAGCUGUUCAUGCACUUUGGCUCACACUCUGAAACUGUGAUUUCUCACCCUCCGCAUCAGGUGUCAGUGAGGCCUUUACCCAAAGCUGGUGUUGGUUACUGCAGACACACCCUGUGGAUAGCAGAACCCAUUUAUAGUCACAUAAUCACUACAACUUAAGACCAGAAAUGGAGAACAAAACAUCAGGGGUGAGCAAGGGCCUCCAUGUGAACUGCAGUAUGUCUGGAAGGCACAGCUUCAUCUUCACCUUCAUCCCCGUCGUCUACGGAUGCAAUUUCGUCAUCGGGAUCAUUGGCAAUAGCAUGGUGGUGGCUGUCAUCUACCGCUACAUGAAGCUGAAGACUGUGGCAAACGUGUUUGUGCUCAACCUAGCCAUAUCAGACCUCACCUUCCUUAUUACGCUACCUUUGUGGGCAACUUUCACCGCUACGGGUUACCAUUGGCCGUUUGGGACUUUCCUGUGCAAGGCGAGCGCCGGAUUGGUCAUCUUCAACCUCUAUACUAGCAUUUUCUUCCUCACCGCUCUUAGCCUCGAUCGAUACCUUGCUAUCGUACACCCGGUGCGCUCUAGGCGCCAACGCACGCUUUUUUACGCCAACCUCACCUGUGUACUUAUAUGGCUGUUUGCCUUGCUCCUCAGCGCGCCUACGGCGCUAAGCCGGGACGUGUACGACAUUGGGAACUCUACGUUGUGCGCUGUGUGGCACCGCAGCGAGCAGAUCAACUUGCUAGUUAGCCUUAGCGUGCUAAAAAGCGUGCUGGGUUUCCUUGUGCCUUUCCUGGUCAUCAUCACCUGCUAUUGCCUCAUCGGCCGGGCGCUUCUGGGUUCCAGGGGUCUUUUGAGGAAAAGCGUUCGCUCUCGGGAAGACGAAACUCUUCGUAUGAUAGCCGCUACUGUGCUAGCUUUUUUUGUUUGCUGGGCUCCUCACCAAGCUUUCCACUUCAUGGAGCUGCUGGCCACGCUUGGCGUAGUGGAAAACUGCCAAACAUUGGAUGUUAUUGACACAGCCAUGCCAUUUACCAUCUGCAUCUCUUAUUUAAACAGUUGCGUAAACCCCAUUCUUUAUGGUUUUGUUGGACAUAACUUUCGCAAGAACUUGCUGAGGUUACUAGGUUGCGGGUCUGGGCAAUCUGGCAAUAACUUUACGAUUAACUCAAAGAUGAAUGUCACCCCACAUUGUAAUUCCGGUCUGCUCAACCCAACAAGCACCAAGAUGGAUUCAACAUCCACGGUGAAGACAUCUUAAGUAUAAAAGGCAUAGCUGCAAUUGUGUAUUUAUCUAUUUUGGGAUUUUGAAUGGUACUGUAGGAUAUCGUUAUCAUCUUAUUUUAUGAUUGGCCAACAACAUAAUUGGCAAUUGCACUGCUAAAUAACAUUUCUGUUAAAAAUGCAUUACUGAAUUGGUAAUAAUGCAAGUAAAAAACUGUUUAUGGCGCUAUCUAUUAGUGCCAGUUUAUGCCAAUAUCAAUAUCUAUAUAUUCUUGUCACUCUUUUUCCCUGCUUUAAAUAAAGCCACAAUGUAUAUAACAUAUUUUGAAUGCAGUGCAACAGUGUGAAAUGCUAAAUUAUAUCUGUGACCUAAGUGACCUAAUCAACUCAAACACUUUGUGAUCAUGUCUCUGUAGUGCAACAGCAAUGUCUCAACUUUUUCUAGAAAGUAUAGUAUGUCAUUAACUACUUGUGUAUGAGAUAUGAAUGUAAAAACCAAACACACUGAACAUAAAAUGUUACAUAUAAUUUUGUUUUCAACAAAUUUCUAAUUUUACAAAGAUGUUAUAUAAUAACAUUAAAAAAGUGUUUAUUGUAAAUUUGCCAUUUAAAAAUGCAUUAUUUUUCUAUAUCUUUUUAUGUUCUUUCCAAACUUUGUACUCAUCUGAACAUUCAUACAGCACUAAAUGUGUUUAGGACUACUUAAAUAAAAGCCAGUUUUUUAAACAA
Puntigrus tetrazona (Sumatra barb) is the source of this 2101-nucleotide messenger RNA. RefSeq names its product angiotensin II receptor, type 1b (gene agtr1b). The coding region runs from base 330 to 1409 and encodes 359 amino acids. Gene Ontology annotation, biological process: regulation of vasoconstriction; G protein-coupled receptor signaling pathway; immune response. The record is from RefSeq and is a predicted model, not a curated record. Gene Ontology annotation, molecular function: angiotensin type II receptor activity. NCBI's taxonomy places the organism in Eukaryota, Metazoa, Chordata, Actinopteri, Cypriniformes, Cyprinidae. Gene Ontology annotation, cellular component: membrane. The transcript is spliced from 2 exons.